This is a messenger RNA of Phascolarctos cinereus (koala), 6707 nucleotides long. It is a transcript of the gene TCF3, whose product is annotated as transcription factor 3. Gene Ontology annotation, molecular function: protein dimerization activity; DNA-binding transcription factor activity, RNA polymerase II-specific; RNA polymerase II cis-regulatory region sequence-specific DNA binding. Gene Ontology annotation, biological process: regulation of transcription by RNA polymerase II. Gene Ontology annotation, cellular component: transcription regulator complex; chromatin. Lineage: Eukaryota; Metazoa; Chordata; Mammalia; Diprotodontia; Phascolarctidae. The record is from RefSeq and is a predicted model, not a curated record.
CCCACGCGCGAGUCGGGAAGCAGCCGCCCGCGGGGCCGCGGUGCGGCGGCGGGGGGCUUGGGGAAGCCCGCCCGGCCAGACGCCACCGCUUUUGUCCACGCCGCCUUCGGGCCCGAGGAGCCGGGCUGGUGCAGGACCGGGCGGGCGGGCGGUGUUGGGGGGACGCCGCUGCCGCCGUCUCCGCUGCUGUUUCAUGCCCCCGACCCUCCAGACCCUGGCUCGCAGCUUCCCGCCCGCCGGAUGCAAUUUCUUACCGAGAAGUGUCUCCAGGCCCUCCGGAGCUGUUGCCGCUGUUGAGUCUGUGGGAGUAUGAAUCAGCAGCAAAGGAUGGCUGCAGUCGGGACAGACAAAGAACUCAGUGACUUGCUAGACUUCAGCAUGAUGUUCCCGUUGCCAGUGGCCAAUGGAAAAUCCAGGCCUACCACGUUGACCAGCACUCAGUUUGGAGGCUCAGGUUUGGAAGAGAGACCGGGCUCUGGGUCGUGGGGAACAGCAGGAGAUCAAAUCAAUUCCUCAUUCGACCAAGGAAGGGCUUACAGUGAAGGUUCUCACUACACAGAGCCCCGAGACCUUGCCUCUCACAAUAGCAUAUCUUCAACAUCAUUCCUGGGAUCUGGACUCGUAGGGAAGAACAGCGAGAGAGCCUCAUACUCGGCCUUUGGGAGAGACCCUGGGAUGCCUGGACUUAGUCAGGCUGGCUUCCUGCCCAGUGAGCUGGGAAUCAACAGCCCAAGCACGCUGUCCCCCACAGGGGUCAAGGGAGGCUCGCAGUAUUACUCGUAUCCCAACAACCCUCGACGGAGGGCAGCCGACAGCAACCUUGAUGGGCAACCUAAGAAGGUCCGGAAGGUGCCCCCAGGACUCCCCUCCUCGGUAUAUCCCUCCAACUCAGGUGAUGAGUACAGCCGAGACACCACGGGAUAUAACUCCUCCAAACCUGCCAGUACUGUGUACCCUGCAGCCUUCUACAUGCCAGAUGGACUACACAACUCAGCGGACCUAUGGAGCCCAUCAGGCACCAUGAACCAGUCCAACUAUGCCCCUCCGAUGCUGGGCAGUUCCCCUUCACCUCUCCCUCAGAGCGGUGGCUUCAGUAACUUACACCAGCAUGAACGAAUGAACUACCAGAUGCAUUCAGGGGAAGUCAAUGGUGGAAUCCCAUCAGUGUCCGGAUUCUCCUCCACCACUGCUCCCUAUGGCGUCUCGAGCCACACACCACCAGUCAGCGGGACAGACAGCAUCAUGGGUAACAGAGGGAGUACAGCAGGUAGCUCUGGAGACGCACUUGGGAAGGCACUGGCUUCGAUCUAUUCCCCAGACCACUCAAGCAAUAACUUUCCUUCUAACCCCUCGACCCCGGUGGGUUCCCCUCAGGGACUUGCAGGCACAUCCCAGUGGCCCCGACCAGGAGCACCCGGUGCCUUAUCUCCCAGCUACGAAGGAACUCUUCACAAUUUACAAAACAAGAUGGAAGAUCAUUUAGACGAAGCUAUCCAUGUGCUGAGGAGUCAUGCCGUGGGGCAGACAGGAGACAUGCAUGGCAUUCUUGGGGGCACACCAGGGCACAGUGGUGCCGUGGGCACCCUCAGCCAGGCCUUCUCCACCUCUGUCAUGCCCUUGGUGGGGCGGCACUCAAGCUUGGUAGGGGGCAGUCACACUGAGGAUGGCCUCCCCAGCAACUCCGGUCUCCUUCACAACCACGUGUCACUCCCCUCCCAGCCUGGCUCACUCCCUGACCUCACUCGACAGCAGGAUGCUUAUAGCGGCUUGACGUCGGGGCUGGGGAGAGCUGGCGCUUCUUCGGGAACUAGUGAGAUCAAGAGGGAAGAGAAGGAAGAUGAGGAGAACACAUCGGUGGCAGACAACUCGGAGGAGGAGAAGAAGGAGAUGAAACCCUCCCGGACUAGAACAAGUCAAGAUGAGGAUGAGGAGGACGACCUUCUCCCCCCAGAGCAGAAAGCGGAGAGAGAGAAGGAGAGGCGGGUGGCCAAUAACGCCCGUGAGCGCCUCCGUGUCCGCGACAUCAACGAGGCCUUUAAAGAGCUCGGGCGCAUGUGCCAACUCCACCUUAACAGUGAAAAACCGCAGACCAAACUUCUAAUUCUCCACCAGGCCGUGUCGGUUAUUUUGAACCUGGAACAGCAAGUGCGAGAGCGCAAUCUGAACCCCAAAGCUGCCUGCUUGAAGCGUCGGGAAGAAGAGAAAGUGUCCGGAGUGGUCGGUGAUCCUCAGAUGACGCUUUCAGCCGGUCAUCCGGGGCUAGGAGACGGUCACAACCCUGUUGGACACAUGUAAAAAGGUCCGCCACCCCAGGAAGCCUUGUGACUCACCCAUCUUCCAAAAGUGGAAAAUCCUGGCCCUCCUCCCGCCGACACCUGCCCCCAAGAUGGGAGACCCUGGCACACGCCGUAAGGAGCGAUGUUUUGGUUUUGGUUUUUGGUUUUUGGUUUUUUUUUUAAAGAAAGGGGGAAAAAGAAGGAAAGAAGGAGAGAAAAUAAACACUUCGUCAAAAAAAUUGCCUUAAGUAUAAAGAAUGGAAGAGUCAAUACAUAUCACUCAGUUAAGAAGGGGAGAUGCUGUGUUAAACUUGGCUUGUUCACAAACAGCCAGCAGCAAAUUGUGCCUAAGCCUCUUAUUUCUGUUUGCUGUUUUGUUUUUUUUAAAAGGAGAAUAAAAGAACAUUAGUUAUGAGAUUUUUUAUGUAGAAGAAAAUAGCGAUACCUUUGGGAUUUUUUUUAAGCUUCUUUUGCAUAUGUUUUGUAAGCAACAAAUUUUUUGUAUAAAAAAAAAACAAGUCUUGUGUCCCAUGCUUUUCUGCUGCUGUUUCUAUAGUUAAAUGUUGCCUCUCUACGAUCAACCAGAUUAUUAAAAGUUGUAUUAAAAAGAGACUGGGUUAAAAAGCAAGGUUGACUCCUCGGGAAGCCGCUCAGUGUGAAUGGAGCCAUGUGGCUGUUUCUUAGUUUCAUCUUGUUUUUUUUCUGUUUGGGCUUGAUUUUUUUUUUAGUGGUUUUAUUUAGGGGACUUUUUCCUGUGUUGUUAUUUUUAAAUCUGUUCCAAGGCCCCUUUCUGCUCCCUCCUCCCCACCCACCCCAGCUGUCCCAGUCUUGUGUUCCCUAUGUCUUACAUCUAUCUUCCAUGUCAAGUUCAUGGACUAAACACACCUUGCUCUGAGCCACCUCGGAUUGGGAGGAAGUGGGCAGAGGGAGGGCUUGCUUUCUCUCCCUGCUCCCUCCUCUGGAUUCCCAGAGGCUGAGCUUCUUAAGGCUCUCCAUUCCCUGGUUUCUUGGUAUAGGGAGUUUUUCAGGACUAGAUGGGGCUGGGAGGGGGGACCACAAACAUUGCUGCUCUUUCUCUCUCCCUCCUCCCUUUCCCACCAAAAAGUGUAAACUGGCAUAGUCCUCCCUGUAUCCACCAUACCUGGCUGCCUCUCUCCCAUCUACCCACCUCUACCCCAUCCUGGCUUGUGUGUCCUGGGUCAAGUCACAAGGCAGUUCUGACCAAGAUGCAGAAAAGGAAGAGACAUAUCUGACCCAGUGUAGUGGUUUCCCUAAAGCAGUGAAAUCAUAGAUCCAGUCACGAUCUAGAGGCCGUUUCAACCAAUUCUAUGUUGGGUUCUAAGACCACAAGUUGCUGAAAAGAUGCCAGUACCCCAAUGGCAGAGGGAGUGUCCUCAAUCAGUGAAAUCCUGCGUCUAGGACCCUGUCCAUAUACUAUGAGAAGACCAUGACUUCGGAUGGAAAGGAGCCUUGCUGGGGACAUGGACCCAGAUCAAGCAGGAGGGUCACCAGCUGAGUGGGGAGGAGGACUAGACGAGCUUGGCUCCCUUGUUUCUGCCAGAGGGUUGCUAGAUUCAGGCUUCAGGGGAGAGCCUGACUCGAUUCUUGGCUAGAAAGCUUCACAUCACGUUGUCUCGCCCAGUGGGACUUACCCCAACUCAUGUUGGAAAGUUUGCUUCCAGACUUGAUCCUGUGAAGGAGGGUCUGUUGGGAAUCUCUGUGUCAGUGACGGCCGCCUUCUCUGCCCUCUCUCUCCUACCACCAGUCUUUGAAUAGUAGCAUAGCCUCCCCGCUGCCCCUUUCUCUUCAAGAAAGCCAUCAGAAGGAGCUUGGAUUCCAUAAUCCAGGGACAUAGGUGCCAGGCAAACAAUUCAUUAUUACAGCUUUCCCAAGAAGGGACCAGUCAUCAAGACCCUUGAAACAUCUCUUGUUCUUAGAGACCCCUGGCUCUUUUCCUGUAGCUGAGUUGGGGAGAAAAUCUUGGAAGAUAUCCCCCACCCCGAUAAAGAAUGAUCCCUUGCCUAGCACUGCCAGCCAAGGCAUGUAACCCUAUAUGGAGCUAACCUGCAUGAUGCACACCGCAUCUCCCCUGGCUGACCCUUCUUGGUCACCUCUGCUGAACACACCCAGUAGGGACGACAAAGGACAUGUCCAACCAGCACAGCCUUCCCCCCCACCCCCAAACCCUUUGCCACACAUACUCAUGAUCCUCAUUCCCUGAUAGCCAAGAGCAUAGAAAUAACUGGUCCUUACUCCCACACACACACAAAAACCAGGAACCCCAAGUUCUCAAGUCCCAGGUGUGCCGAAGCCCAGCCUGGUCCAGUUCCUAGAAUAGGGCUUUGCUUUCUGAAUCAGCUCAGGCUCUGUAAGAAGUCUACCAAGAGAUGAGCAGUAUUGUUCUCUGGUGUUGGCCUAAGAGCUGCUGCCUCUGGCCAUUCAGAAACUACCAAGCCCACCCUGCAAUAUGCCCCAGGAGAAUGUCUUCCUGCCAAGUGGGAGAGAACUACACUGGGGAGUCGCUUGGUCUGUGAUGUGGCUCUAGCAUUAAUACCUUCCCUACUCUCCCCCUAUGUACCCACCCUCAUCCAGAUAGUAAUCACUCAGAUCUCUUAGCGAGCAUGGCCCCGUGGCCCAGGGUUCCAUGGCCAGGAUGGCUGUGCCUUCAGUCCUAGACAAAAGAUGAGCCCCAUCCAUAUCCCUUCUUAGGCUUCCUUCUCUGGGUCAAGUCGGGGCAUACCUACAUCUGGCCUGGAAGGACUUCCUAACUGUUGCAUGGUCAGGAAUGGAGGAGGAGCUGGGCCCUGUUCUAUGAGAGAGGCCAGUUCUUGCCCUCUAUUUUAUGAGAUGGGUAGCUGCCCCUGCCUCCUGUGUAAGCCAGGAAAUCACAAGCAAGCCUACCACUCUUUUCCCCUUUGGACACCUUGGAGAGAAGCCCAGGCAUAGAAUUAAGCUACUCCAUAUGAAAGGAACCAACCUUCCAUUUUCAUCUUGACUCCCAAGGGUCAGGACUUUUGCCUGGGAAUGCUCUGCUUUAUGGAGUUAACAGUGGGCCAGCCCUUAAGUCCCAGUGGCGUUCAAGAGAUCAUAAGCUGGUAGAUCUGGAGAUAGAAAGAAUCUCAGAGGCCUGUCAUUCUACAGGCAAAGGAACUGAUGCCCAGAGAAGGUGACUUGCUCAAGUCACAAAGCUAGUAAGUAACAAGCAAGAUGUUCCCUGGGAAUCUGUCUCCUUAUGGGUGGGCUUCGUGCUUGCUGUCAGAGGAGAGCUGGUGGGGUUGGCCUAAGCCUGUUUCUAUCAAAUGAUAGGGGAACCUAGGCCACACAGCAAUUUCAGGUGUAGGAGAAUGUUUGGCAUUAAACUGUGGAAAAGGAGUUGAAAGUCUAGGUGGGACAGGGAGCAGAGAGAGGAACAGUAAUUCCCUUGCCACAUGUGGUCUUGGGAAGCAGGGAGAUGCUGGCAUCUCCUCUGUUUUCACAUAGUUAGAACAAGGGGCUCCCGCUUCAUGGGGCCAGAGAAAAUGCCAUCUGACUGUCAGUGUCUCCCAACUGUGUCCACCCUCUGAGAAAGCAGAUCCCUUCUGCCCACCAGCCGCACCUCCCUCUGGGUGCUGCCCUCAGCGCUACUUGCCCUCAUUUUUUCAGUGGGACAGGACAAAAUAGAUAAUCUCCCUUCAAGCACUACCUCUUUGCCUCCCUCCUCCCUGGUAGCCGGGCAGUGGAGACCAUUAGCAGAGAACAAAACUUCCCCAGUUUCUGCCCCUGACACGUGCACGCGUGCACACACACACUCUUUUCCCCUCUAGUCACCCAGCCCAUGAAUUCUUGGGAGCCCUGGGUCCCAGGAAGAGACUGAGGAAGCGGGGGGAGGAAGACUGAGAAACCAGUGGUGUUUCUUCUUUGGUUUUGUUUGUGGGUUUUUUUCCCCAUAAUCUUUGGUUGGGGAAGGGGAGCAUGUAUUUUUUUUCUGUUUGGCGUCCUCUUUGGACCCCAGUUGUGGUGUUGAUGUUGCCUGCCUGUAAAUCCAGAUGUGCUUCAUGACUGAGGAACCUUGUGCUUAAAUCAGAUAACACAUUAUUAUAGUUUUGAACUAUCUAAUAUAUAUGUGCAUGUGUAUGCAUAUAUGUGUGUGUGUGUAUAUAUAUAUGUAUGCAUACACACGCACAUAUAUAUUCCUAACCCAGCAAAAAGGAAAAAAAAAUUAUUGGGGUGGGGAGGGGAAUUCACAAUUAGGGGGAAAUUGUGUCUCUGAGUGCCUCAAGAUGACUGGUUUUUGUUUUGUUUCUCAUUUUUAAAAAAAAGUAAUUUUAUACAAGUGUCAAAACAGCUGGCUGGAUUAUUUGGAAUUUUUAAAUAAUCCUAACUUUUUUAAGUAGAUUUUGAGAACUGUCUUGUAUAUAACAGUAAUGUAGCAAUAAAUGUGACAUUUUAUAA